ACUCACUGCCCACAAGAACGAUCAUCACUAAUGGCCUCUCACCACUUGUCAUUCCAAUCACAUUACCCAAAAUUUUCUCUCCUCUCAUCAGUCAUUACCAAUUCUAGCUAGUUGAUUAUAUUCCACAGACCCAGUUGUCAUCAAAGUCUAUACUAUUCUCGUAUACAUUAUAUUCCUUUCUGUUCUUUUCUUAAAAUCCCUGCUCACGUAUAUCAAAUUAUCAAUCAAAUCAGAUAUUCAAAACAAAGAAGCCAUUUUCUUUUUUAGCAAUGGAUCAUGCAGCUGAAGCUCAUAGAACUGACUUGAUGACCAUCACGCGUCAUGUUCUUAAUGAGCAGUCCAAGCACCCCGAGGCACGUGGUGCUUUCACCAUCUUGCUCAAUCACAUUGUUCUUGGCUGCAAAUUCCUGUGCUCUGCAGUUAGCAAGGCAGGCCUUGCAAAACUCAUUGGACUUGCUGGUGAGACCAAUGUUCAGGGUGAAGAACAGAAAAAAUUGGAUGUGCUUUCAAAUGAAGUUUUUGUCAAGGCGUUAAUUAGCAGCGGACAAACAAGCAUCCUGAUUUCUGAAGAGGAUGAAGAUGCUACAUUUGUCAAUCCAUCAAAGCGUGGAAGAUAUGUUGUUGUUUUUGACCCAUUGGAUGGAUCGUCAAACAUUGACUGUGGUGUUUCCAUAGGAACAAUUUUUGGGAUUUACACGGUGGAACAUAAGAAUGACCUAAGUCUUGAAGAUGUUCUGCAACCUGGAGAGAAUAUGGUAGCAGCUGGUUAUUGCAUGUAUGGAAGCUCAUGCACGGAGGUGUCGAGCUUUAAACCUCGACAGAUACAGCUAUCGAGAAGCUAUCGAGGAGCUGUCGAGGAGACAGAAGCUUUCUUGAUCGAUCCACCAACUAUCGAGUGGUGUUGA
Messenger RNA from Quercus lobata, 905 nucleotides. Its product is annotated as fructose-1,6-bisphosphatase, cytosolic-like. Gene Ontology annotation, molecular function: fructose 1,6-bisphosphate 1-phosphatase activity. The record is from RefSeq and is a predicted model, not a curated record. Gene Ontology annotation, cellular component: cytoplasm; cytosol. NCBI's taxonomy places the organism in Eukaryota, Viridiplantae, Streptophyta, Magnoliopsida, Fagales, Fagaceae. The coding region runs from base 270 to 905 and encodes 211 amino acids. The transcript is spliced from 7 exons. Gene Ontology annotation, biological process: fructose metabolic process; fructose 1,6-bisphosphate metabolic process; gluconeogenesis.